Macadamia integrifolia is the source of this 1887-nucleotide messenger RNA. Its product is annotated as lysine histidine transporter 1-like. Bases 132 to 1463 code for a protein of 443 amino acids. The transcript is spliced from 8 exons. NCBI's taxonomy places the organism in Eukaryota, Viridiplantae, Streptophyta, Magnoliopsida, Proteales, Proteaceae. The record is from RefSeq and is a predicted model, not a curated record. Gene Ontology annotation, cellular component: plasma membrane.
UCUUCUCCCCCCUCCCCCUUUCCCCAACUGAGAAGUUCAAAGGAACUUCUCUCUUCUUCUUCUUUAAGGCCUCUGGUUCCUCCUCCUUCACUCUACACAUCUCCUCUGUAUAAUUCUUUUUUGCAGAAGCCAUGGGAAGUCAACCUGCACCAUAUGAAAGCCCUGUUAAGGCAAGAUCUGAGAAAGAGAAGGCCAUCGAGGAGUGGCUUCCCAUCUCUGCAUCUCGGAAUGCCAAAUGGUGGUAUUCAGCCUUCCACAAUGUCACUGCUAUGGUUGGCGCUGGUGUUCUCGGUCUUCCCCAUGCCAUGUCCGAGCUUGGAUGGGGUCCUGGUGUGGUUAUCCUCAUUUUAUCCUGGGUCAUCACUCUGUACACACUAUGGCAAAUGGUUGAGAUGCAUGAAAUGGUACCAGGGAAGCGAUUCGACAGGUACCAUGAGUUGGGUCAGCAGGCUUUUGGUGAAAAACUGGGGCUAUGGAUUGUUGUUCCACAGCAACUGCUAGUGGAAAUUAGUGUAGACAUAGUAUAUAUGGUCACAGGAGGGACUUCACUGAAGAAGUUCCAUGACGUUAUUGUCCCCGACAAGAAGAUCAAGCUCACCUACUUCAUCAUGAUUUUCGGCUCUUGUCACUUUUUUCUCGCUUUCCUUCCCAACUUCAACGCCAUCUCUGGUGUCUCCUUGGCUGCAGCUAUUAUGUCGUUGAGUUAUUCCACCAUUGCUUGGACGGCUUCAGUUCACAAGGGGGUUCAAGAAAAUGUUGACUAUUCCUACAUAGCCUCCACCACAACAGGGAAGGUCUUUAACUUCUUGAGCGCCCUUGGUAGUGUAGCUUUUGCCUAUGCUGGGCAUAAUGUGGUUCUAGAGAUCCAGGCAACAAUUCCUUCUACACCUGAAAGGCCUUCAAAGAAGCCUAUGUGGAGGGGUGUGCUAGUCGCCUAUAUCAUUGUUGCCAUUUGUUACUUCCCUGUUGCACUUGUUGGGUUCUAUAUCUUUGGCAAUAGUGUGGAUGGCAACAUUCUUAUCUCACUAGACAAACCCAAGUGGUUGAUUGCUAUGGCUAACAUGUUUGUUGUCAUCCAUGUUAUUGGGAGUUAUCAGAUUUAUGCAAUUCCAGUGUUUGACAUGAUGGAAACUGUGUUGGUGAAGAAGUUGCAUUUCACUCCUUGCUUUAGGCUUCGCUUCUUUACAAGGACAACAUAUGUUGCACUUACCAUGUUCGCUGGUAUGACCUUCCCAUUCUUUGAUGGGCUACUUGGGUUCUUCGGAGGCUUUGCUUUUGCACCUACAACAUACUUUCUCCCUUGCAUCAUGUGGCUUGCCAUCUACAAGCCAAGAAUAUUCAGCUUAUCUUGGUGUACAAAUUGGAUCUGCAUCAUACUGGGACUUUUGUUGAUGAUUCUAGCACCCAUUGGUGGACUUAGAUCAAUUAUCAUUGAUGCCAAGAACUACCACUUCUACUCAUAGAUCUUCACCCGAGGGAGGUUAUUUAAAAAGGAACCGACGAAGAAGAAGAUGAUGAUGAUGAUGAUGCCAGUGAUGAAAAGGCCUCACCUGGCUGAGCAACGUUAGUUUUUCAGUGAAACAGACCACUUUGGUUAAUUUGUGGAGUUUGGGUACAUUGGCUCCUCUGUUAAGGAGGGUUAGCAUACCCAUGCAACGAAUUGAAUUGGGAGGAUAAAUCAUUGGAUGAGCCUAUUUUCCAUUUGUUGUUUCAGUGUCUACAUUAUUUGAGUGACUGGUUCUAGCAUUUGUGUUAUUACUUGUGGGUUUGAAUUCUUGAUAUGUCAAAAAGCGGAUGUAAAUGAUAUUUUGUUUCUCUUUGCAACUCUGUCUUGUAUUAGUUUCAAACAAAUAUGGAAUGUCAAAGGGCUUUCUUGUUCCUUUUCAC